AUGGCACCUCCAGUCACAGUCAGAUUCCAGUUGCUCUUCUUGAGAGCAAUAGGUUUUCUCAUAGGCUUAAUAGGCCAAGCGGCUCGUGCUUUUGGCAGCCACAAAUUUGACUCAAAGACCACAAGGCCAGUGACUGAACCAUUGCUUCUGCUCUCCGGGAUACAACUGGCCAAAAUGAUUCGUCAGAGGAAGGUGAAAUGUAUAGAUGUUGUUGAAGCUUAUAUCAACAGAAUCAAGGAUGUAAAUUUAAUGAUCAAUGGAAUCGUCAAGUACAGGUUUGAGGCAGCCAGAAAAGAGGCACUUGCUGUAGAUCAAAGACUUGCAGAAAACCAAGAAGAUGAAACUAUCUUAGAAAAGAAAUGGCCAUUACUUGGUGUUCCUUUGACAGUAAAAGAAGCAUUCCAGCUACAAGGAAUGCCAAAUUCUUCUGGCCUCGUGAACCGUCGUGAUGCAAUUUCAAAUACAGAUGCCACUGUGGUUGCAUUACUGAAGAAGGCUGGUGCCAUUCCCCUUGGAAUAACCAACUGUAGUGAGUUGUGCAUGUGGUAUGAAUCAAGUAACAAGGUCUAUGGCCGAUCCAACAAUCCAUAUAACUUACAGCAUAUUGUUGGUGGAAGUUCUGGUGGUGAGGCCUGCACCCUGGCUGCUGCCUGUUCAGUGAUAGGUGUGGGCUCUGAUAUUGGUGGCAGCAUUCGGAUGCCUGCUUUUUUCAAUGGCAUUUUUGGACACAUGCCUUCACCAGGUGUGGUUCCCAACAAGGGUCAGUUCCCCAUGGCUGGGGAAGCCCAGGAGCAGUUCCUGUGUACUGGUCCAAUGUGUCGCUAUGCAGAAGACCUGAUCCCAAUGCUGAAGGUCAUGGCAGGACCAGGGAUCAGAAAAUUAAAACUGGAUGAAAAAGUUCAUUUAAAGUACUUGAAAUUUUACUGGAUGGAACAUGAUGGAGGCUCAUUAUUAAUGUCCAAAGUAGAGCAGGAUCUCAUUGAGGCCCAGAAAAAGGUUGUGGUUCACCUUGAAACGGUCCUUGGAGCCUCAGUUCAACAUGUUAAACUGAAACAAAUGAAAUAUUCUUUUCAGUUAUGGAUAAAAAUGAUGUCCACAAAGGGACUUGAUGGAAAGGAACCUGUGAAGUUUGUGGAUCUGCUUGGUGACCAUGGAAAGCCUAUCAAUCCUCUGUGGGAAUUGAUAAAAUGGUGUUUCGGUGUGUCAGUGUAUACUAUUCCGUCCAUUGUCAAAAAUAUACAAUACAAAAAGUUUAAACAGAUAGAAGAAAGUCUCCACAAAGAGCUGGUGGAGAUGUUACGUGAUGAUGGUGUGUUCUUAUAUCCUUCACAUCCCACAGUAGCUCCCAAGCAUCAUGUUCCUUUAACAAGGCCUUUCAACUUUGCUUACACAGGUAUCUUCAAUGCCCUGGGUUUGCCUGUGACUCAGUGUCCACUGGGUUUGAAUACCGAAGGACUUCCUCUAGGAAUCCAGGUUGUGGCUGGACCCUAUAAUGAUCACUUAACCUUGACUGUGGCCCAGUACUUGGAGAAAAGUUUUGGGGGCUGGGUAUGUCCUGGAAAGUUUUAG
Fukomys damarensis (Damara mole-rat) is the source of this 1569-nucleotide messenger RNA. It is a transcript of the gene Faah2, whose product is annotated as fatty acid amide hydrolase 2. The coding region runs from base 1 to 1569 and encodes 522 amino acids. NCBI's taxonomy places the organism in Eukaryota, Metazoa, Chordata, Mammalia, Rodentia, Bathyergidae. The record is from RefSeq and is a predicted model, not a curated record. The transcript has 11 exons.